AUGUACGUGGAUUUCAUGGAGCAAUACUUGGACCUCAACCAUAUGAAGCCGGCUCCCCUGUCGACUAUUGGAUCUCUACAGCGAACCUGCUACCUUCCUCACCACGGGGUCCUGCGCGAAAGCAGUGCCUCUACUAAGUUGAGAGUGGUCUUCAACGGUUCGAGCUCUUUGGCCAACGGCGACUGUCUCAACCGAUUCCUGAUGACGGGACCCAACCUGCUUCCCGCCCUAGCUGACAUCCUACUACGGUGGAGAAGGCACCGGUUCGUCUUUGCUACCGACAUUGAAAAAAUGUACCGGCAAAUCCUGGUGCAUGCCGAUGAUCAGAGCCUGCAAAGAAUAUUGUGGAGGAAGGACUCGGAGACAGAGAUCAAGGAAUAUUGGCUGACUACUGUGACUUACGGUUUAGCCUGCGCUCCAUACUUGGCCAUCCGCACGCUGCAUCAGCUCGCCGUGGACGAAGGCGAUCGUCAUCCUGAGGGAGCCGCGGUCCUCCGCUCCGACGUUUACAUGGACGACAUCCUGUCUGGAGCUUCUACCCUCCAGGAAGCCAAGGAAAUCCUCCGACAGCUUGUUCUGGUCUGCAAGGUGGGAGGCUUCCCUCUGAAAAAAUGGUCAGCUAAUCACCCGCAGUUACUUUCGACAUUACCUACCGAGGACUGCCUCCAGCAAGAGGCAAGAUGGUGGCUGCCUGGGAAAGUCAUGCCACCCUGGGAUUACGGUGGCAACCUUGCGACGACCUCUUCUCCUUCGCCACCAGCCAACCAACGCUGCCCACGAUCACUAAGCGGUCAGUCUUAUCGUUGA
Messenger RNA from Nylanderia fulva, 807 nucleotides. The record is from RefSeq and is a predicted model, not a curated record. Lineage: Eukaryota; Metazoa; Arthropoda; Insecta; Hymenoptera; Formicidae.